UGUAGACAUUCCUCUCUUGCACGCUAGAACUGAAGCAGCCAAGAAGAAGAUCUUCUUUGUUCGAUACAGUCUCCGCUUCUCGUCUUCUUCUUCAAGGUAUGGCUUCUCUCAAUUACUCCUCACUUCGUACUUUUCUCAGAUCGGCCUCUUUUCAUACCUCCAAAGCUUCAAUAAAAGGCCGCGAUUUUGAUUUCAACGGCAUCGAUGAUGCUGUUCACUGCUUUAAUCGGAUGGUUCACAUGCACCCUCCACCUUCUACGUUCGAAUUUAAUCGAUUGUUUAGUUCAAUCGUGAAAAUGAAUCACUAUUCAGUCGUGAUUUCACUGGCUAAAUCUAUGGAGUUGUUUGGUAUCAAGCACAAUAUCUGCACUUUUAAUAUAUUGAUCAACUGCCUCUGCUGUUUGAGGCGUGUGGAUUUUGGGUUUUCUCUUUUGGGGAAAAUCCUGAAACUUGGUCUCCAACCUGAUACUGUAACAUUCACCACCAUCAUCAAGGGAUUGUGUGCUGAGGGUAAAGUUGCCUAUGCUGUGAGAUUUUUUGAUGAGAUGGUGGAUAAUGGUUAUCAACCCAAUGUAGUUACUUACACCACUAUGAUGAAUUGUUUUUGUAAAGGAGGAUACACCCACAUCGCACUCCAUUUACUCAGCAAAAUGGAAAAUAGAGGUUGUAAACCAGAUGUGGUGGCAUAUAAUAUAGUCAUUGAUGGCCUAUGCAAGGACAUGCGAUUUGACAAUGCUUUCAAUCUGUAUUUGGAAAUGAUGGAUCAAGGUGUCACACCAGAUGUCGUCACGUAUAACUCUUUAAUUCAAGGUGGAUGCAAUUCAGGCCAAUGGAAGAAGACUACUAGGUUAUGGAAUGAAAUGAUUGCAAAGAAGAUCACACCGAAUGUCAUCACUUUCAGUAUUAUCGUUGAUAUGCUAUGUAAAGAAGGGAAGAUUUUAGAGGCUGAAUGUGUUCUUAAGAAGAUGAUUGAGGACGGGGUGGACCCUAAUGUGGUCACAUAUAGUGCAUUGAUGGACGGAUAUUGUCUAAUAGGCCGAAUUGAUAAGGCAUUGAGAGUGUUUGACACGAUUGCUAAAAGGGGUUUUCAACUUAAUGUUGUUAGUUAUAAUAUCUUAAUCAAUGGAUUAUGUAGGAGUAAACGUAUAAAGAAAGCAAUGGGAUUUUUUAGUGAUAUGAAUUCCAAAGGGUUGCUUGCUAACACUAUUACAUACAAUACCCUUGUAAGUGCAUUGUGCAAUGUAGGCAAAGUUCAACCGGCAAAAGAUCUUCUUGAGGAGAUGUGUGCACGCGGUCAUACUCCAAACUUGAUAACUUACAACACUUUAUUAGAUGGUUUAUGCAAGCAUGGGUAUCUUGAUGAGGCAUUGGUUUUGUUUAAAGCAAUGGAAGAAAGUGGGUUGGAACUUGAUAUUAUAACUUAUAACACCAUCAUUGAUGGUUUAAGCAAGGGCGGGAAGCUUAAUAUUGCAACUGACCUGUUUUCCAGCUUGUCUGUGAAGGGCGUAAAUCAUGAUAUAAAGUCGUAUAAUAUCAUGAUCAACGGCCUCUGUAAAGAAGGGCACUUAAGUGAAGCAUACCGGCUUUUCACUGAAAUGGAAGGUAAUGGUUUGUCCCCAGAUGGCAGUAUUUAUAAUGCAAUCAUCCGAGGAUUUUUCCGCAACAGCAACAUAUCUUUGGCAAUGCGGCUUCUUCAAGAAAUGCGUGAUAAGGGGUUCUCUGGAGAUGCAUCUACUGCAGAGAUGCUAGUGGAUUUGUUAUCUAACGAUGCCUAUGACAAAUCAGUUUCCGAAGAACUUCGUAAGCUACUGUCAACUUGAUCACUGAUGCAUGCAUCAGACCUGUUAUUCCUGUG
Messenger RNA from Tripterygium wilfordii, 1855 nucleotides. Its product is annotated as pentatricopeptide repeat-containing protein At1g12300, mitochondrial-like. Gene Ontology annotation, molecular function: protein binding. The record is from RefSeq and is a predicted model, not a curated record. NCBI's taxonomy places the organism in Eukaryota, Viridiplantae, Streptophyta, Magnoliopsida, Celastrales, Celastraceae. The coding region runs from base 99 to 1820 and encodes 573 amino acids. The transcript has a single exon.